AGCACGCGGCGGGGAGCAGAACGCGGUUGACGUGAAGGCGGUCGCGGCGCGGCGCGGCGUGCGGGACGGAAGAAGGGUUUCCACAUAGCAGCCUUCCUUGGAAAUGGACGCCGAAGGGUUUGGGGAGCUCCUGCAGCAGGCAGAGCAGCUUGCAGCGGAAACGGAGGGCAUUGCAGAGCUUCCUCAUGUUGAACGUAACCUCCAAGAGAUCCAGCAAGCUGGAGAACGUCUGCGCUCCCGGACGCUAACCCGCACCUCUCAGGAGACGGCAGAUGUCAAAGCAUCAGUUCUCCUCGGCUCCAGAGGUCUGGACAUCUCCCACAUCUCCCAGCGAUUGGAGAGCCUUAGCGCUGUGACCACAUUUGAGCCCCUGGAACCAGUCAAGGACACUGAUAUACAGGGAUUCCUAAAAAAUGAAAAAGAUAAUGCUUUGUUGUCUGCCAUUGAAGAGUCCAGGAAACGGACUUUUUCGAUGGCCGAGGAAUACCAUCGGGAAUCGAUGCUGGUCGAGUGGGAACAGGUGAAACAACGGAUCCUCCACACACUGCUGGCUUCAGGAGAAGAUGCCCUCGACUUUACUCAGGAAAAUGAGCCAACUUACAUCAGUGAGUUGCCACCACCAGGUCGCAGUUCUUUGGACAACGUUGAGAUGGCGUAUGCUCGACAGAUCUAUGUUUAUAAUGAAAAGAUUGUGAGUGGACAUCUGCAGCCGAACUUGGUGGACCUUUGCGCUGCCGCGGUGGAACUGGACGAUAAGAACAUCACUGACGUGUGGGCAAUGGUGAAGCAAAUGACUGACGUUCUGCUGGUUCCUGCGAGCGAUUCUUUGAAAGUCCGGACAAGCAUGGAGGUGCAGAUGGAGUUUGUGAGGCAGGCCCUGCAGUACCUUGAACAAAGUUACAAGAACUAUACCUUGGCAACUGUCUUUGGAAACUUACACCAAGCCCAGCUGGGCGGCAUACCUGGAACCUACCAGUUAGUCCGCAGUUUCCUGAACAUCAAACUCCCGGUGUCUGUCCCAGGACUCCAGGAUGGGGAAGUGGAAGGGCAUCCUGUCUGGGCCGUCAUCUACUACUGCAUGAGAUGCGGGGACUUAAUAGCUGCCUUGCAAGUGGUGAAUCGGGCCCAGCACCAGCUUGGAGAUUUUAAAGUUUGGUUCCAGGAAUAUAUGCACAGUAAAGAUAAAAGAUUGUCUCCUGCCACUGAGAACAAGGUUCGCCUUCAUUAUAGGCGGGCCCUGAGAAAUAACACUGACCCAUAUAAAAGAGCAGUUUACUGCAUCAUAGGCCGAUGUGAUAUUGCUGACAACCACAGUGAAGUGGCUGAUAAGACGGAAGAUUACCUUUGGCUAAAGCUGAACCAAGUGUGCUUUGAUGAUGACGGCUCUAAUGCCCCCCAGGACAGGCUGACUUUGUCCCAGUUCCAGAAACAGCUGCUUGAAGACUAUGGUGAAUCGCACUUUGCCGUCAACCAGCAGCCCUUCCUCUACUUCCAAGUGCUGUUCCUGACCGCCCAGUUUGAAGCCGCCAUCGCUUUCCUCUUCCGCACGGAGCGCUUGCGCUGUCACGCCGUUCACGUCGCUUUGGUCCUUUUUGAGCUGAAGUUGCUGCUGAAGUCAUCCGGGCAGAGUGCACAGCUCUUGAGCCACGAGGCUGGAGACCCGCCGGCCAUCAGGCGCCUGAAUUUUGUCCGCCUGCUGAUGCUCUACACUCGCAAGUUUGAGUCCACUGACCCUCGAGAAGCUUUGCAGUACUUCUAUUUUCUCAGGAAUGAAAAGGACAGCCAAGGAGAGAACAUGUUCUUGCGCUGUGUGAGCGAGCUAGUGAUAGAAAGCAGAGAGUUCGAUAUGAUUCUUGGAAAACUGGAGAAUGAUGGCAGUAGAAAACCUGGUGUGAUUGACAAGUUUACUAGAGACACCAAACCAAUUAUUAAUAAAGUUGCUUCAGUGGCAGAAAGUAAAGGGCUGUUUGAAGAAGCUGCCAAACUUUAUGACCUUGCCAAGAACCCAGACAAAGUGCUGGAGCUGAUGAACAAGUUGCUGAGCCCGGUGGUCUCUCUGAUCAGCGACCCACAGUCAAACAAGGAGAGGCUGAAAAACAUGGCCCAUUCUGUUGCCGAGAGGUACAAAGCACAGGGCAUAAGUACAGCAAAGCCUGUGGACUCAACGUUCUACCUUCUGUUAGACCUGAUCACCUUUUUUGAUGAAUAUCACGCUGGUCACAUUGACAGGGCCUUUGAUAUUAUCGAACAGCUAAAAUUGGUGCCCUUGAGUCAAGAAUAUGUGGAGGAACGAGUCGCAGCCUUCAGGAAUUUCAGUGAUGAAAUCCGACACAAUCUCUCUGAGGUCCUCCUUGCCACAAUGAAUAUUUUGUUCACCCAGUACAAGAGGUUGAAGGGCACCAGCCCAGCAGCCCCUGCCCGACCCCCUCGUGUCAUAGAAGACCGGGAUUCGCAACUUCGAUCUCAGGCCCGGGCGCUCAUCACCUUUGCUGGGAUGAUCCCCUACCGGACGUCGGGAGACACGAAUGCUCGGCUGGUGCAGAUGGAGGUUCUGAUGAAUUAGAGGCUUUGGGAGGCCUUCUGGCUGCUGCUUGUACACUCAACAGAUGGGCCCAGUUUAAUUUGGGGGCGGCUUCAUUUUUGUUUUUUGUAUUAUGUAUUUUUGCCAACCGCAAUAAAUUUCUUUGGGUUUA
Messenger RNA from Varanus komodoensis (Komodo dragon), 2693 nucleotides. It is a transcript of the gene NUP93, whose product is annotated as nucleoporin 93. Gene Ontology annotation, molecular function: structural constituent of nuclear pore. Gene Ontology annotation, biological process: protein import into nucleus; poly(A)+ mRNA export from nucleus. Bases 104 to 2563 code for a protein of 819 amino acids. Gene Ontology annotation, cellular component: nuclear pore. The record is from RefSeq and is a predicted model, not a curated record. Lineage: Eukaryota; Metazoa; Chordata; Lepidosauria; Squamata; Varanidae. The transcript has 22 exons.